Molecule: messenger RNA, 1769 nt
Organism: Thunnus maccoyii (southern bluefin tuna)
Lineage: Eukaryota; Metazoa; Chordata; Actinopteri; Scombriformes; Scombridae
Gene: stmnd1
Product: stathmin domain containing 1
Exons: 5
Coding region: 175-1170 (331 amino acids)
Biological process (GO): microtubule depolymerization; neuron projection development; regulation of microtubule polymerization or depolymerization
Cellular component (GO): cytoplasm; neuron projection
Molecular function (GO): tubulin binding
Source: RefSeq, a predicted model, not a curated record
GCAACGGCCCUUAGCAACGCACCGUAUCCAUGGAGACCGUUGUCUGUCCGUCUAUCUGUGUGAAGGAAUGACACGUUACACAGGUCAAUACCCAGCGAAAAAACACACGAAAGUGUAAUUAAUCCAAACAUUUAUGACUUUUAUGGACUUAUUUCUCACCGAUGCUUUGAGAAGAUGGGAUGCAGCAGCUCAACAGACACCGUGAUCCAACCGCUGAGACCCGACGAGCUGAAUGGAGACGAGGACGAGACAGGUAGUAAACACGGUGGCCGUGGAGACUCUGCCGUAUCGAAGUGCACCACAGACAGCGGGGUGGUGAUGGAGAACAGAGAGUUACCUACAUUACCUGGAGCGGUGCCCACAAAACCCCUCCCAAUGACAUUUGUCAGGGAAAACGAGGCAGACAGUGUUACACAAGAUGCUGGCCCGGGCUUGCUGCAGCAGGAGAGCACAAUGCAGGAGCGUCUGAAGUCCAGUGAGAUCCUGGAGGAGCUGCUGAACCAGGGCAUCAUUCCAGUGGACCAGACCACAGAGAGGGGCAGCGGGGCUGGAGAGGCCUACGACAUCAUGCUGGAUAACAGGGAGGGGGUCAGGCGAAGACCUCCGGCCAGACUGGAGUCUCUAAAGGCCAAAAAACCACAACAUCUCCCCAGCAGAGAAGAGAUUGAGGAGAAGAUAAGGCUCGCUGAAGAGAGACGUAAGUUAAGGGAAGAUGAGCUCAAGACACGUUUGAGGACCAAGUCGGCCCGUGUUCGUGGACCCGCCCCCAACUCCAGGACUGAGGUGGACGAGGACGCAACCAUCACUCCCGUGGAGCCUCUACAGUCACCUCUCACACCUGACCCGACUCCAGGUCCGCUGGUUUACAGCCGGAUCAUACGUGAGGCGGCCGAGGGAGGAGAGUGUGUGAGAGAAUCAGGAGGUGACGGCAGGGAAACCAAAGAAGAAGUGAACACAGCGGGCAAGAAAGAAGAGAUGAAUGAGGCACCAGAGAGCGGAGAUACCAACAGGGAAGGGAGGGGGGGUGCAGAGAGGAUAAAUGAGGAGGAGGAGGAGGAGGAGUUGACCCAGGUGGAGGAGCUCAAGGCAGGUCAGCUCCUCUCAGCCUCAGGGGAGCUGGAGAGCGACUCCAGCUUUCAAUAUGCAGAAGACAAAGAGGAGGUAUUUUAAAUUAUUCCAUGAAUGAGCCAUGAAUCAGCACUACGAGAGUGAGGGAGGGAGCCAAAAUGAUUAUUUUUGCACAGUCAUGAGGCCUGUUUAAACUUAAGAAAGAUGUAAAAGAAAUAUAUACAGUAUAUAUUGUGCUGUGAUUGGCCUUACAAUCAAAAUGAGGCUAAUUUAAUCUCAUUUCCAGUGCAGGGAAGUGUAUAAAUUGUCGUAACAAUAUUGUAGCUCAGAUAUAAGCACUAAGGAAUAUGAGGGUUUUCUUUCCAAUGCAAUAUAAUUUACCUCAGUUAAUGCUUUAAUAAAUAUGACUAAAUCUUAAUGUUCUUGCCAACCCACCAAAUUGAUUUUAAUGAGAUGUUUGUUUUACAUUUAAUUGUUAAAAAAUAUAUUAUUCAGUCUUGUGAAGGGUGCAUUUGUUAUAUUAGACAUAAGAUGGCGCUGUUUCAGUGGGUUGAAGUUGUAUUACAGCUCCCUGAAGUCAGCACGCCUCAUCUUUAAGAUAAGCUACCAAGAGGUUUUGUCAGCACGUGAGGAAGUGCCUUGUUCUGGAAAGAUGUGUGAGGUGAAGUUUUAUUGAUCAAUAAAGUUUCCAUUGUUCCCAA